Messenger RNA from Effrenium voratum, 537 nucleotides. Lineage: Eukaryota; Dinophyceae; Suessiales; Symbiodiniaceae. The record is from the annotation of a GenBank genome assembly.
AUGGCAAUCUCGCUUUUCGAGGAGGGGUGGCAUCCUAACCCGCCGGGGCGCGCACGCCUGUGCCGAGCAGCCGCAGCCCCAGACCAAGCCGGCCGUUUCUGGAGGGAAGUGGCCCUCACGACUGCGCGAGCAGCUGAAAAGCUCGCGCUGAAGGUGGCUGUGGCCUCCACACAGGAUGAGGAUGAGGAGGAAGAGGAGGAAGAGGAGGAAGAGGAGGAAGAGGAGCUUGUUAAGCAUAUUUGCGCGAAGAAUACCUUCAUCCAUUUCGAGGAAGGAGAAGAGCAAGGCCUCAAGCGCGCACACUCAUCUCCCGCUUUGCUGACUGAGGUGGAGCUGAAGGUGGGAGAUGCUGAGGUUUGCUCUUUGGCUGCGCGGCAGCGCAGCAGCUCCGGCAGCACGGCAGCGGGUGAAACGGAGGUCUUUUACUCCACGGACGACGAGGUGGAGGUGGAGGUGAACCCGGCAAGCUGGACAUGGCCCGACGAUGCAGAGCAGGUAGAAACAGACAUAUUUUACAUCGGCAGCGAGUUGGACACG